AUGGAAUGCAAAAUUUGUUUCCAAAAAUUUUCUCCAAAUCUUCCAGAACUGACUCCCCGGAUUUUGACAAGCUGUGGACACACAAUUUGUGAGAAGUGUGCUGAAAAUCUUCUGAAGAAUUACAAAAAACUCAAAUGCCCAUUUGACAGAAUUGUUACAUAUGUUUCAGAGGAUUCUGAUGAUUCGAACAUGGACUGCCAAAUCUGCCUUCAAAAAUACAAUGGAAAUUCAAAAAAUCGAAUUCCUCGAAUUUUGAAAAAAUGCGGUCAUACAAUGUGCCAUCAGUGUUUGAAGAAGCAAGAGGAAGACGAUCAGAUUGUGUGCCCGUUUGACAGAAAAGUAACCAGAUUGAGAGCUGAGCAAUGA
This is a messenger RNA of Caenorhabditis briggsae, 366 nucleotides long. The transcript has 4 exons. Lineage: Eukaryota; Metazoa; Nematoda; Chromadorea; Rhabditida; Rhabditidae. The coding region runs from base 1 to 366 and encodes 121 amino acids. The record is from RefSeq and is a predicted model, not a curated record.